UCCGCGGCCGCACUUCCGGUGGCGGCGGCGGGAAGCGGAGCACAGGAGGGAGUCUAGGCCUCGGCCGAAGGGAAUCCGGCGGGAAUCGGAGCCAUCAGAACCGUCACCAUGACCGUGGGCAAGAGCAGCAAGAUGCUGCAGCACAUCGACUACAGGAUGAGGUGCAUCCUGCAAGACGGCCGCAUCUUCAUCGGCACCUUCAAGGCUUUUGACAAGCAUAUGAAUUUGAUCCUCUGUGACUGUGACGAGUUCAGGAAGAUCAAGCCAAAGAACUCAAAACAAGCAGAAAGAGAAGAGAAGCGAGUCCUUGGUCUGGUGCUGCUUCGGGGGGAGAACCUGGUCUCAAUGACAGUGGAGGGACCUCCUCCCAAAGAUACUGGCAUUGCCCGAGUGCCGCUUGCUGGAGCUGCCGGGGGCCCGGGGAUCGGCAGGGCUGCUGGCAGAGGAAUCCCAGCUGGUGUUCCGAUGCCCCAGGCUCCUGCGGGACUUGCAGGGCCAGUCCGAGGCGUUGGUGGGCCGUCCCAACAGGUGAUGACCCCGCAAGGAAGAGGCACUGUGGCUGCCGCUGCAGCUGCUGCCACCGCCAGCAUUGCGGGGGCCCCGACCCAGUACCCACCCGGCCGUGGGGGUCCUCCCCCACCUAUGGGCCGGGGGGCACCGCCUCCAGGCAUGAUGGGCCCACCACCAGGCAUGAGGCCUCCCAUGGGUCCCCCAAUGGGGAUCCCGCCUGGACGAGGAACUCCGAUGGGCAUGCCGCCGCCGGGGAUGCGGCCCCCUCCCCCAGGCAUGCGAGGCCUUCUUUGACCCUUGGCCACAGAGUCAUGGAAGUAGCUCCACAGAGGUGCGGGCCCGACUACCACAGACCUGUUUGUUUGCUAUGCUUUUGUUCUCAGAGUCUCACGGGAUUGUCUGGUUUCCCUUUCAGGGCCCCCUUCCCUGGGAAUGCGCCCACCAAGGCCCUAGACUCAUUUUGGCCCUCCUCAGAUCCCUGCCUGUUUCCCGUAAGGCUGUACAUAGUCCUUUUACUUCCCUGUGGCCUGUGAAACUAGUUUAUAAUAAACUCUUAAGAAUAUUUAA
Molecule: messenger RNA, 1077 nt
Organism: Lontra canadensis (Northern American river otter)
Lineage: Eukaryota; Metazoa; Chordata; Mammalia; Carnivora; Mustelidae
Gene: SNRPB
Product: small nuclear ribonucleoprotein polypeptides B and B1
Exons: 7
Coding region: 109-804 (231 amino acids)
Biological process (GO): mRNA splicing, via spliceosome
Cellular component (GO): U5 snRNP; cytoplasm; U1 snRNP
Molecular function (GO): RNA binding
Source: RefSeq, a predicted model, not a curated record